Molecule: messenger RNA, 2657 nt
Organism: Jatropha curcas
Lineage: Eukaryota; Viridiplantae; Streptophyta; Magnoliopsida; Malpighiales; Euphorbiaceae
Gene: CYCB3;1
Product: cyclin b3;1
Source: RefSeq, a predicted model, not a curated record
CUUUCCCAGGACUAGAGUGAUCGACUGAGGGCAUAAACGUAAAGACACGACAAUUUUGAAACCAGAAUGCCAAAAGAAAAAAGAGGCGGGCUCCCUCUCUUCCUCUCACUGUCUCACAUCCUGAUCCCUGUGUCUGAAAAGUGAAAACUUGAGACAGUUUCUCUCUCUAAAGAUCAUCUGAAAGGGAAGACGCGAAUUCGCCUAGAGGUAAAACAAUAAUAAAUCACUAUAAUGAGAUCAGCUGCAAAAUACAAGACCGACCAGCAAGGAAGCAAAAUGGUAGCUGCCACUGUCAAGAGAAAAGCUCAAAUGGGCACCAAUCGGGUUUCUGAAGUUGGUAGGAAUUUUAAAGUUUAUUCAGAUAAUGAAAAGGUUAAGCUUGAUGCCACUAGCAUGUUAUUGGGGCCACUUAACAAAGGUGCUCAUGUGGCUACUGCAAGUGAUUCUAAGCUCUUUUUAAGAACUCGAUCUUAUAGUUAUCUGAAUUUUAAUGUGAAGGGGCUUUCAAAGUUUGCAGAGAAGAGCAAAGACAAGUCUGUUAGAUCUUCAAAUCAAGAUCUCAAUGUUAGAAGAAAAGCACUGGCUGAUGUAACUAAUGCCCAAAGCAGCAGCUUCUCAAGUAAUGUUAUGUUUGAUGGCUCCAAACCAAUGAUUCCAGUGGGUUCAGAAUCUAGGGCUGUGAAAUUUUCCUCGAGAAAAUGUACAAUUUCAAUGGGAAGAAAGAAUACAAGUCAAAGAUUCAGUGACAUUCGUGCUACAAGGAAAGGUGUUAAAAAUUUAAGUGGCCCCUCAGAUCAUAAGAUGACCAACAUGAAGAAUCCUGGCCAUGCAGCUGCUGUUGAUAACCAAAGGAGUUCAAGGAAUUCACUUGUGUCGACAAGGAAGUCUAGAUCAAUGUUAGUGGCAGCGAAUCGAGGAGAUACAAGUAAUAUAAAGAACAAUGAUGAAGGUUCAGAGAAAUCUAAGAGAAAUAGUGGGCUCUCCGGUAAGGUUAAAGUGAGUAAGGACGUAGUGCCACAAGUAAGCAUUCGUAGAAGUUAUCUACGGAGGAACAGAGUGAGUGAUGGCUUCUUGACAAGGACUGGGGCUCCUAGUGAUCAAACAGACGUGAAAACUAAUGGUUGGUCCAGAAAAUUUAUCAAGCCUACACUAAAGACUGCAAUCAGUGUUUCCAAUGCUCAUAGGACUUCAAAAUCCAAGUGCACAUCAGCUGUGAACAAAUCCAUAUCCAUAGCUGGGGUCUCAUCUAGAAAAAAAGAGAAAUCUGUGACAUCUUCUCAGUCAAGCCAGAUUCCUACAAUUGUUUCCCAUGAAGCCACUCAAGAACCUCCCUCUGACAGCAACAACAAGUCAACUACAAACAAAUCAGAUUGUGUUGUCUGGAGAAAAUCUGAUCGUAGGAAGUCUUAUACAUUUUCAUUAAUGGCAGGAUCAAAGUUGUUAGCAGAGCAAAGUGAAGUUAUUAAGGAGGAGAGACUGCCAUGUAUAGAUGACAGUUGUAAUCAACUGGAAGUUGCUGAAUAUGUUGAUGAGAUCUAUCAGUUUUAUUGGGUUUCAGAGACACAGGACUUUUCUCUGGCAAAUUAUAAGUCAAUUCAGACAGAAAUUACUCCUCAAAUGCGGGGUGUAUUGGUUAACUGGCUAAUAGAAGUACAUUUGAAAUUUGAACUAAUGCAAGAAACACUUUAUCUAUUAGUCAAAGUGUUAGAUCAAUACCUAUCUCAAGUCCAAAUUAAGAAGAAUGACAUGCAGUUGGUUGGUCUUACAGCAUUACUGUUGGCAUCAAAAUAUGAGGACUACUGGCAUCCUAUGAUCAAAGAUUUACUGAGCAUCUCGGCUGAAUCAUACACGAGAAAGCAAAUGCUUGUCAUGGAGAAGCAUAUUCUUAAGAAAUUAAAGUUCCGUCUUAAUACGCCCACUCCGUAUGUCUUCAUGUUAAGAUUUCUCAAGGCUGCUCAAUCAGAUGUGGAGCUUAAACAUCUGGCAUUCUACCUGAUUGAGCUGUGCUUGGUGGAAUAUGAAGCUUUGAAGUUCAAGCCUUCUAUGCUGUGUGCGGCAGCUAUUUAUGUUGCUAGAUCUACCUUGCAAAAGGCUCCAGCUUGGACUUCUCUGCUUGCCAAACAUGCACGCUAUGAAGUCUCCCAAAUCAGGGAUUGCGCUGAAAUGAUAUUAAGAUUUCACAAAGCUGCUUCGAUAUCACAUUUGAAAGUAACAUAUGGAAAGUACAUGAAACCUGAAUUCAGCAGUGUUGCUGCAUUACAGCCCUUGGAUAAGCUGCCAUUUUGAUAUUUGUCAAAAAAAUGAAAGAGGAACUAAUAUACUAGCUUUGGCUUGUGUGAUCCUAAUCCUUGAUUUUUCUUAAUGGUUGUUAUAUGUAUAGUGAUUGUUAAUGGAAGCUGAGGAGUGGUGUUAACUUUUCAUUUUCUUAACUCUGUUGAGAAGAUGGAACUCAGCGGGUACUGAACCCAUCCUUUAUAGAUAUUGACACGUUAUUCGGUGUGUGUGCUUGUGAAUAUCGAGUUCAAUUGAAGUUUCGAUAGAGUGUGGGAAAGCUUAUUAAUCACUAGUGUGAGAGGUUAUACACAAAUAUUUCUCUUUGUUUUUACUAAUUUGGAUAAGAAGCUUAUUAAUCACAAGUGUAACUAUUUAAUCUUUUA